Molecule: messenger RNA, 790 nt
Organism: Sardina pilchardus (European sardine)
Lineage: Eukaryota; Metazoa; Chordata; Actinopteri; Clupeiformes; Clupeidae
Product: synapse differentiation-inducing gene protein 1
Exons: 4
Biological process (GO): synaptic vesicle clustering; positive regulation of synapse assembly
Cellular component (GO): synaptic vesicle membrane; postsynaptic density membrane; excitatory synapse
Source: RefSeq, a predicted model, not a curated record
UCUCCGGCGGGCACGGAGGAGACGGGCGGCUGCUGCCAGCAGAACGGCCUGAUCAACACGCACAGCCUGCGGGGGGGGGCCAAGGAGGGGCUGGUGUCGGUGUACUCGGCCCCCCAGUACCAGGGAGGGCGGGGGCGGGGUGUGGGGGGGUCAGGGGGUCCGCCGCAGCUGCUGAACGCGAGCGCGCUGGCUCAGGGCGUGGACGCCGGGCGGUUCCGGUCCGGUCCGAACCUCAUCGUGUGCUCGGAGAGCGUGCUGCGCGCGUGGGGCGAGAGCGUGGCCGGGGGGGGGGACUGCUGCGAGACCACCUUCAUCGAGGACCUGUCGCCCGCAUCCGCCGCCGCCGCCGCCACCGUCACCAAGGACGGGCUGGUGUUCGCCGACGGGAAGUUCCUGGACCUGUCCAUGGAGGACGCCAAGAUCCAGACGCUGUCCUACGACAUGGACGACGACGACGACUUUCAGGAGCUGGAGAGCGACUACUCCAGUGACUCUGAGAGUGAGGACAACUUCCUGCUGAUGCCCCCCAGGGAUCACUUGGGACUCAGCGUCUUCUCCAUGCUGUGCUGCUUCUGGCCCCUGGGCAUCGCAGCCUUCUACCUGUCCCACCAGACCACUAAGGCGGUGACGAAGGGGGACUUCCACCAGGCCUCCUCCAGCUCACGCCGCGCCCUCUUCCUGGCUGUGCUGUCAAUCACCAUCGGCACCGGCAUCUACGUGGGCGUGGCUGUGGCUCUCAUCGCGUACCUCUCCAAAAACAACCACCUGUAGCCUUGCUCUGGACCGCACA